AUGCAUGAGCAACGUCAUUCGAAUCGAAGAAACUCAACUUCGAUUGAUAAUAAGAAUAGAAAACGAAAAGAAUCUGAUAUAAAAAUAAACGACUCAAAGAAAAGGCUUUCAUCAAUUUAUUCGCAUGGAAAACAAGAGCGUGAAACAUUAUCAUACAACGAUAGAAAAUGUUCGAAAUUUGAAUUUGAUGAUGCUCGAUUAUUUUGUGAUGAUUGUAAUAAAUUCUAUGAUAAUAUUUGUCCACAUCAUAAACAAUCUUAUAUUCCGGAUAAAAAAAUAUCAAAAUCAUCACUAAAACGUUCACAACGAAUAUGUGAUCUGACUUGCCCAGAUGGAAUUAUUAUCAAAGCAUCAACUAUAUCGAAAGCAGGCAAAGGUGUAUUUGCAACAAAACGAUUUGAAAAAAAUACCUUCUUCGGACCCUACACGGGUACAAGACAUUCAAAUUUUAAAAGUGCUCAAGAAUCAGGCUAUUCUUGGAGUAUUGCAGAUAAAAAUGGCCAAAUGAUUUAUAUUGUUGAUGGAUAUGAUCCUAAUAAUAGUAAUUGGCUCCGAUAUAUUAAUUGCCCCAACACAAUUGAACAACAAAAUGUACAACCUAUUCAAUACGAUAGAAAUAUGUUUUAUAAGACAAUGAAAACUAUACACCCAGGAGAAGAAUUAUUUGUUUAUUAUGGAGAUGAUUAUGCACGUUUUCUUGGCAUUGAACCAUUCGGUACUGAGACAGUACAAACGAGCAUUGGUAAAAUUGUAUUACAAUUACCAAGGUUGAUUACAGUUCAUUUUAUUUAG
Messenger RNA from Rotaria socialis, 792 nucleotides. The record is from the annotation of a GenBank genome assembly. Lineage: Eukaryota; Metazoa; Rotifera; Eurotatoria; Philodinida; Philodinidae.